Messenger RNA from Pistacia vera, 2035 nucleotides. Its product is annotated as vacuolar protein 8. The record is from RefSeq and is a predicted model, not a curated record. The coding region runs from base 70 to 1821 and encodes 583 amino acids. Lineage: Eukaryota; Viridiplantae; Streptophyta; Magnoliopsida; Sapindales; Anacardiaceae. Gene Ontology annotation, molecular function: protein binding. The transcript has a single exon.
CCUCUGAAUUUCUCUCUUUGUCAAAGUUAAUACAUGAAUUUGCUUUUAAGUUUUUCAUGAAAGCCAAGUAUGGGUGAACAAAAACUCAGACAAAACCAAAACCAAAACCAAAACCAAAACUCACCACAAUCAUCACCCUUUGACAAAACCAAUCUUAGGCAAGCCAUUGAAUUUAUCUCUUCUUUGAUUUCCCUUUCUUAUUCUGUCAAAGUCUUUUCUGUCAAAUGGCAGCUGAUUCGGAGCAAGUUAGAAGAGCUCAAUUCUGGCCUUAUAGCCGUUGAGAACUGUGAUUCUUGUGAAAACUCUGCUCUUUCAAACUUGAUUCCAGCAAUUUUGGUCACUGUUAAAGAUUGUUAUGAUCUUGCAAGAAUUUGCGUGGAUCUUUCUUACAGUGGAAAGCUUUUGAUGCAGAGUGAUUUGGAUGUUAUAUCCACAAAGUUUGAUCAACAUGUAAAGAAUCUAUCCGGGAUUUACUCGGCUGGUGUUUUGGCUCAUGGUUUUGCAAUUAUUGUUUCAAGGCCGAGUCUUAAUGCUUGCAAAGAUGAUUUGAGGUUCUACCUAAGAGACUUGUUGACAAGAUUGAAGAUUGGAGAUAAAGAAAUGAAAAGACAAGCUUUGAUGAAUUUGCAUGAAGUUGUGGCCGAAGAUGAGAAGUAUGUGAAACUAGUUGUUUUUGAAGUCAACGAGAUUGUGAAUAUCUUGGUAAAUUUUCUUGAUUAUUUGGAUAUGGAAAUCCAAGAAGAGGCUACAAGGGUGGUUUAUGUGAUUUCUGGGUUUGAUUCAUAUAAGAAUGUUUUGAUUGGCGCUGGAGUUAUUGGUCCUUUGAUUCGAGUUUUGGAAAAUGGAAAUGAUUAUGGUAAAGAAUUCGCUGCAAGAAGUUUGCAAAAGUUGACUGAGAAUUCUGAUAAUGCAUGGUCAGUUUCGGCUCAUGGUGGUGUCACGGUGCUAUUGAAAAUAUGUUCUAGUGUUGAAAACAGAGGAGAAGUCAUUGGUCCUGCUUGUGGGGUGUUGAGAAAUCUUGUUGGUGUUGAAGAAAUAAAGAGGUUUAUAGUUGAAGAAGGGGCAAUUUCCUCCUUUCUCAAGCUUGCAAGAUCCAAAGAUGAGGUUGUUCAGAUAAAUUCAAUCGAGUUUAUUCAAAAUAUAAGUUAUGGGGAUGAGUCAAUUAGGCAAACGGUGAUUAGAGAAGGUGGAAUUCGUUUACUAAUGCGAGUUUUGGAUCCCAAAUCAUCUUUCUCUUCAAAAACAAGAGAGACGGCAUUGAGAGCCAUUGAGAAAUUGUGUUUUUGUUCAUUGAAUUCUAUAAACAUUUUGAUGAAGUGCGGGUUUAUGGAAGAACUGCUUUACUUUCUUCGAAAGGGCGAUGUUUCAAUUCAAGAAUUGGCAUUAAAGGUGGCUUUUAGGCUAUGUGGCACUUCAGAGGAGGCCAAAAAGGCUAUGGGUGAUGCCGGUUUUAUGGCUGAGUUUGUUAGAUUACUUGAUGCAAAAUCAUAUGAAGUACGAGAAAUGGCAAUUCAAGCACUCUCCAACAUGGUUUCUGUCCCGAAAAAUCGAAAAAGAUUCGCUCAAGAUGAUCGAAAUAUCGGGUUACUGCUACAAUUACUUGACAAAGAAGAUGAAAAUUCAGGUAACAAAAAGUUCUUGCUAUCUAUAUUAAUGUCAUUGACAAGUUGCAAUAGUGCAAGAAGAAAAAUUGCAACUUCUGGGUAUCUUAAAAACAUAGAAAAACUUGCAGAAGCAGAAGUUUCGGGUGCUAAAAGACUUGUCAGGAAAUUGUCUACUAAUAGGUUCCGUAGUAUGUUAAGUGGAAUCUGGCAUAGUUGAAUCCAACCUCUGCCCAUUGUAUAUCUAAUAUUAAGUGUUAUCCAAGUUCUGUUUACCUUGUUUUCUCCAUCUUUUUCUCCUUUCAUUAAUUUUUCCUCUACAGCUUUAGAACAUCUUUUUGCUUAAUGUAACCAGAAGUAGAUAUCUAAUAAAAGCUGUUCUUACUGUUAUAGAUUCCACUUCUGAUAUUCUGGCAAUUGUUUAACACCAGAGA